CUGAAUGAUCAGUACCCAAACUCAACACUGGAAUUUCGCAUUAGUUCAUCGAGUGCCCCAAGUGUGCAGCUUGAGCGACAGAAUAUGACCAUCGCAGCGGCUGCAAACGUGGAAGUGGUUGUACGAACAUUUGACAAAGCCGUGACUCUACUUUCAAUGACAGUGAGUUUGUCAAUAACAGUUCAACCGUCUAUUGUAAAUGGGAAUUUGAUCGGAAGUCUCGCUGAUUACAUCUUUAACGUUGACGUCAUAAGAUCCGACAUUAGCGAGAUUAAUGAACAAGAUCUGAACAAGCUGAUUCGUGAAGCCAUUGACCAAGUGGUUAUUCCCGGGUUAAAUGAGUUUUUCAAAAAAGGCAUCGCACUACCAGUUACUGGUAUCUUCCGCCUUUACAACACAAAGCUGAAUUUGCUGACA
Molecule: messenger RNA, 417 nt
Organism: Candidula unifasciata
Lineage: Eukaryota; Metazoa; Mollusca; Gastropoda; Stylommatophora; Geomitridae
Source: the annotation of a GenBank genome assembly